Molecule: messenger RNA, 1141 nt
Organism: Salmo salar (Atlantic salmon)
Lineage: Eukaryota; Metazoa; Chordata; Actinopteri; Salmoniformes; Salmonidae
Gene: park7
Product: parkinson protein 7
Biological process (GO): glyoxal metabolic process; response to oxidative stress; glycolate biosynthetic process
Cellular component (GO): nucleus; cytoplasm; mitochondrion
Molecular function (GO): oxidoreductase activity, acting on peroxide as acceptor
Source: RefSeq, marked provisional
AGAAUGGCAGGGAAAAAGGCAUUAGUAAUCCUCUCUAAAGGUGCAGAAGAGAUGGAAACAGUUAUACCUGUGGACGUAAUGCGUCGAGCUGGGGUUAGUAAACUUAUCGAGUUAGCUAAAUUGGAUUACGCACACCAAACACUGAUCUAGUUAAGUUGAGAUUGUGCAAACGUUAGCUGGCUGGCUCAAUUUAGCUUGCUAAAAGCUGCAUUUUAACUAACUAGUAUUUUAGCAGAUAUUUUAUUUACCUAACCACAGUCAAGUUGAAACUGCAGUCCAAGUUCGACAUGCAUGCAGAUCUCUUUUUUUGUUGCUCUAACUAGCAAGAUUGCUGUGAUGUUGGCAGGGUUGACAGGCAAAGAGCCUGUGCAGUGCAGCAGAGAUGUCUACCUUGUUCCUGAUGCCAGCCUGGAGGAUGCCCGCAAGCAGGGUCCGUAUGAUGUGGUUUUUCUGCCAGGGGGAGCUCUCGGUGCCCAGCACCUGUCAGAGUCGCCUGCUGUGAAAGAGGUGUUGAAGGACCAGGUGGACAGGAAAGGGCUGAUCGCUGCCAUCUGUGCAGGUCCCACGGCUCUCCUGGCACACGGUAUUGCCUACGGCAGCACAGUCACCACCCACCCUGGUGCCAAGGACAAGAUGAUGACUGGUGGCCACUACAAGUAUUCUGAGGCUCGAGUCCAGAAGGAUGGCCAUCUGAUUACCAGCCGCGGGCCAGGAACCAGCUUUGAGUUUGCCCUGGCCAUUGUAGAGGAGCUCAUGGGGGCUGAGGUUGCUGCUACUGUCAAAGCACCCCUGGUUCUGAAAGACUGAGUGGUGUUGAGCCUUUCAAACUAAAGCACUGUCAACUAAAACCCUAAGUACUCCGCACUGUUCAUCAUGGUACACGUGCCAAUCAUUGUGAACAAAGAAUAAUGAUAAUGACAGGAUAAUGUGCAAUAGUAAGAAGAUGCAUUUUUAUUAUUCUCUUCUAUCCUUCCCUGGGACAUGUUGCCCCUGCACUUUAAGCAUCAGUGAUUUGGGAUUGUUAUUGCUUUUGUAUAGGAAAAUCAAUGUUAAAUUGUAUUGAUUUAAAUAUCAAAUAUAUUGCCGUCUUCACUGUCCAAAAGCAUUGAUGUAGCUUCAUCAUUAAAGUCAUCUGAACCCC